This is a messenger RNA of Osmerus eperlanus (European smelt), 1118 nucleotides long. RefSeq names its product heparan-sulfate 6-O-sulfotransferase 1-A-like. The record is from RefSeq and is a predicted model, not a curated record. Gene Ontology annotation, molecular function: heparan sulfate 6-sulfotransferase activity. Gene Ontology annotation, cellular component: membrane. The transcript has a single exon. Lineage: Eukaryota; Metazoa; Chordata; Actinopteri; Osmeriformes; Osmeridae. Bases 248 to 772 code for a protein of 174 amino acids.
GGUAAUGCAGCGGAGACUAACAGACACGCGUGAAUACGGGAGCGAAAGUAAAUGUAGAGUAGUGCUGUGGAUUUCAGUAGUUACAAUGUAUCUUGUCCUGUAGAACGAUUACAGUUACGAUGUGUCGAUAUCGUUGAUUUACUUGCGCAAUGCUAUGAUCGCGUUUUGUUUCGCUCGCGUAGGGAGAACGAGAAUGAAGCGUAGCGUUCUACACCCCUCUAUUCGCUUCACAGGGAAAUGGUAGCGUAUGAACCGCACUGGAAGGACCAUGGUUGAGAGGAGCAGCAAAUUUUUGUUGAUCGUUGUAAGCUCUGUAUGUUUUAUGCUGAUUCUUUAUCAGUACGUUGCUCCGGGGGUGAUUAAUUUUGGCUCCCCGCACGGUUAUUUCACGGAGGAAGACGAGGGGGACAUCUUCCCGACCCCGGACCCUCACUACGUAAAGAAAUACUAUUUUCCCGUUCGGGACUUGGAGCGAACGGUUGAUUUCGAAAUCAAAGGGGAGGACGUGAUAGUGUUUUUACACAUACAGAAAACUGGGGGAACCACAUUUGGAAGGCACCUAGUCCAGAAUGUUCGUCUUGAGGUUCCCUGCGACUGCAGACCGGGUCAGAAAAAGUGUACCUGUUACCGGCCCAACCGUAAAGAGACCUGGCUCUUCUCUCGAUUCUCCACGGGCUGGAGUUGUGGCUUGCACGCGGACUGGACAGAGCUAACAAACUGUGUACCAGGGGUUCUCAACAAGAAGGAAAACAAGCUAAAAAAUCUAAGGUAACUGGACAUCUUUCAUGCGGCCAGGGGCUUAAUCUUGCCCAGUUGCCUACUUUACUUUGUAAAGGUUAUAAAGAAAAAAACUCCCCCAAUCACACUCACUUAACACGUAUAGAUUCAUUUUAGUAUACACUUUGUGGGGUGCCUAGAUUGUUGCUUUUUAUUCAGAGAGGGUUGAAGUUGAUGCAUAUUUGUGAAGACUGGGGGAGGGCUUGUGGCUAAAUGGAACAAUAGUUUUAGUUGAAAAUUGAUUCUUAAGAAAGGCUGUCUCAUAUUCAGCCCUUGAUGGCUCACUCUUAGAAGGGGUGGCUUCUAUUCUCAUUAAAACAACACUGCACUUAACAGACAGC